This is a messenger RNA of Aspergillus lentulus, 1743 nucleotides long. Its product is annotated as Zn(II)2Cys6 transcription factor. The record is from RefSeq and is a predicted model, not a curated record. Gene Ontology annotation, molecular function: DNA-binding transcription factor activity, RNA polymerase II-specific; zinc ion binding. Gene Ontology annotation, biological process: regulation of DNA-templated transcription. NCBI's taxonomy places the organism in Eukaryota, Fungi, Ascomycota, Eurotiomycetes, Eurotiales, Aspergillaceae.
AUGAGCGAUUCUCAAAGCGACCAGCAGAAGGGUCUGCCCGCUUCAACGGCGACGCCGACAGCCAAGGCGGGCGCACGAAAAAAGAGCCGACCCACCUAUUCUUGCCUCAACUGUCACAAACGAAAAGUCAAGUGUGACAGAGUGAAGCCAUGCGGUGCCUGUUGUCUUCGAGGCACUCCGUCAGAGUGCGAAUAUGGCACCAGCAAGCGAGAUCGCCACUAUAUCCAGCAGUCGGUUCUGAUCGACAAUCUGGUGCAGACAUGCGAGGACCUGAAGAAGCAGCUGGCUGAGGCGCGAGCGCUGGCCAAUCUUCCCCCGGUCAAGCACGAGGACCCCUUCUCGGUCUCGUCGCCAAAUGACCUCGCGGUGCCUAAUGAGGAGGAAGAGGCGCAAAACCCGGAGUCUCGAGAUUCCUCGUUGAUGAAAAAGUCGUCCGACCCAUCAGACAUAGUAUCAUCUGAAAGCACCAAUAUACCAUGGAAACCAGCUCCGUCGUCUCGAUCGCUCAGUGAAGACAAACGACUCCUGACGGACCCAGCGGUCGCCAGUUCGUUCGUGGAAGUCUUCGUCGAGCGUCUCAUUGACAAUUUCAGCCCGCAGCCAGCCUCCCUCUAUGGCGGCACCAUUGCUCUGCGCGAGGCAUCUCGCAUGCGAGUUCUCUCGCCUAUGCUGUGUACCGCAUUCGAGGCUGCCUCUCUGACAUUUGCCGGUAAACGGGAGCAGAUCCGCGAGGUGGAAGCCGUAGGACAUGCGCGCUACGUUCGCGUCCUCCGGCAACUGCAGAACGCGCUGAACGAUUCAAAGCAGAACAAGUCGACGGAAGUAAUGGUCGUUGUAUUAUUGUUCACCAUAAUCGAGGCCUUCAAGCAAAGCUCCAAAGAUUCCUUGCUGAAGCACCAACUCGGCGGACUGCAAUUGCUGCAAGCACGGACACCAUACCGACAUCGCUACGGAAUCGAUCGAUCGCUGUACGUCGAUCUCCGCUUAUACUGGGUUACCGCUGCGCUCGUCCAGCGCAAACCCACCUUCCUCGCGAGCAAGGAGUGGCUUACGGUCCCAUGGCCGGGAGACGCUCCAUCCAAGGACAUCCUCCACCGACUGCUAGACAUCGCGGUAGACAUCCCCGCGUACCUCGGGCAGAUCGACGACUUCGCCGCGGCGCUCCGGUCCGGCACCGUGCCCUCGACCGAGCUUGUCGCCCAGCAGACCGCUAUCUGGGACCGCGCGACAGAACUACAGUCACGGUUGAACCUGUGGAAGAGCAUGUUCGCCGAUACCUAUCCCCCGGGGCGAGCAUGGGAGGAGCCCGCGCCUGAUCCAGCGACCAAAUCUGAAACAGGGACGACCUUCCCGACAUUCAUGUGCCGGGACCCGGCGACGAUGGACCUCGUACCGGCCAAGUUACUGGUCUACCCGGACCUUCUCUCCGCAACCUGCAUGACCUACUACUGGGCACUACAUCUCAUCGUCUCGACGACAGACAGCGGGCUGGUGAGCGUGCUGGGUUUACAGGAGCGGUAUCAGUAUGCGUGCAACAUCUGCCGCAGCAUGAAGUACUACGUGGAGACUAUCCCCGGGUGCCUGGUAUCGCGGAGCAUGUUUGUGCUGCGGACGGCGUUUGACGCGUUUGCGGACGGGAUGGUCGAGAAGGAGUUUGUGACUGAGGUGUUUCGGCAUAUUGCGGAUAAGUUUCAUUUUUCGGUUUUUGCGAAUCAUUGUGCGUCGUCUUCGGUUGGGGGUUAG